AUGUCAGAACAUAUCAGUGACGAUGAUCAGUUCAAAAGAAGAAAGAUCAGUAUGACAAUGAAUAGUAUGGUAUUUACCGAUCCAUAUGGAUAUAGCGAUGACAAUGAAGAACAAAAAGAAGAAGAAGACUAUGAACCGGUACGACAAGCCAACUCCAAUGAUGGAUUGAAAAGCGACCAGAUGUUAAAGACCUAUGGUAUGGGUGCCAAGCUUUUAUCAAAAAUGGGUUACAAACAAGGUGAAGGUUUAGGACGAGAUGGGAAAGGUAUAGUGAACCCAAUCGAAACAGUCACUCGUCCUAAAGGUGUCGGAUUAGGGAUGUUAAGUGCAGUACAUGAUAGAGAUGACUCCAACUAUAGUAAUACUUCAGCAUCAUCAGAUGAAAGUUCAAAUAAAAAGAAAACAGUGGAGUUUAAGACUCGUCGUGCCACCCAGCUUGAGAAAUUGAUUCAAAAUAUAAGUCUCCUUGCGGAAUUAAAAAUAGAACUACCUGAUACGGUGACAAGAACAAUCAAUGGUUCUGAAUUACAUGAAGAAGAGAUUUCCUCUUUGAAUGAAAUUGCUAAUAAGCUUCUGCAGCUUCAUUCGGACAUAGAUAGAAUACAAGUUGGCUUGGAAAAAGCUCAACUAGAUGACGAGCGCAAAGUACACCAAGAGGAAAGGCUACAAAGUGUUUUAGAAAAAGUCAAGGAAAAACAACUUUCGCAACCAAGUCUUGAAGAUCAGAUUACUGAAUGCCUAGAAAUAAAUGACGAUGACAUACUUGAUAAGCUCUGUACCAUGUUCUUGCUCAAAGAGCUUAAUCGUGGAAUUAAUACGGCAGAUAUGCAGGUCGAAAAGUUGAACCAUUUGAGGGCAGCAAUAAGGUUUCUUUCAUAUAGAAUGGAAUCUGGAUAUAUUUUGAACGAAACACAAAGCAGCAUUUAUAGGUUGGUGUAUCAACCCUUAUGUUAUUGGUUAGAUUCAAAUACCGGAUAUUCGAGGAUGCUACGUCAAAUAACCGUUCAGUAUUUACCUAUUAUUGACUUUAUUAGCUGCAGGGAACACUUCCUUUCCCGCUACAUUAUGCCGGCUCUCGAAAUACAACUUUCUCCUCAAUUUCUGUCAGAUGAAUUCAUGGUGACAUACGGCGAGUUGCAUCUCAUUUUGGGAGAAAGGGAUUUAAAGUCAUUAAAAGCACUUAUCCUGCUGGAGUUCGAGCAGUUUUUGAAAAAUUGGGAACCUUCAAUGACUGUUAACCCUCAAAACGUUAUUCUCUUGAAGGAGGCAGUGGGUGACUCCAAGUUUUAUGAAUUAGUCAACAGGUAUUGGCUUUCAUCUUUCGCUGAUUACUUCGAUUCACACUUUCACCUGAUUGACGAAUUUACCGAUGCAGAGAAUGAAAUUUACAUUUCAGCUAUUAUUGAUGUGUUGAAAGAAUAUAAUGAUUUCUUCGAUUUGCCAACCAGGAAUAAAGUAUAUAAGGUCAUUAACAACUCGCUAUUAAAGACCUUAUUCCAAUGGUUUGUGUUUAAGAGCAGCACCUUCCGUUAUGAAGCUUCUUCAUGGCUAAAAUACAUGAUUAAUAGAAUUUACACUGCAUCUUCAUUAGAUAAUGUAGAAGAAGUGAAGAAACUUCUUGACUUUGUCGAUCAUCCGUCAACACUUUCGGACCAUGACGAACGGCUUUCCUUGAAAAGUUUAAUUGAAAGCACUGGCCAGUCGGAAUCCAGGUUCAACGCUUUUAACAAUACACCCAUGACCAAAAUUUCUACCACCUUUAAAACUGUUGUAGAAACUUUUUGUCAUGAUCAUGGAUUAUCCUUCAGAAAAACUGAUAAUGAUACUGCCUCAAUUAAUAUAUUUGGCAAAGAGAAGGUAGCUCCGGUAUUCACUGUGAGUAAAUAUAACAAUAAAAGAGUAAAUGUAGUCCUUAUGGGAGAUAUUUUAUGGUUACAAAGGAGAAACAGAACAGAAUCAAGAUUUGAGCCAAUUUUUCUCUACCAAUUACUGGAUCUAAUUUGA
This is a messenger RNA of Kluyveromyces lactis, 2004 nucleotides long. RefSeq names its product mRNA splicing protein SPP382 (gene SPP382). The record is from RefSeq and is a predicted model, not a curated record. NCBI's taxonomy places the organism in Eukaryota, Fungi, Ascomycota, Saccharomycetes, Saccharomycetales, Saccharomycetaceae. Gene Ontology annotation, molecular function: nucleic acid binding. Bases 1 to 2004 code for a protein of 667 amino acids. Gene Ontology annotation, cellular component: U2-type post-mRNA release spliceosomal complex. The transcript has a single exon. Gene Ontology annotation, biological process: spliceosomal complex disassembly.